GAAAAGUUCAUAAUAGAAACUUAAAAGGAAUUUUUAGGUUAUUCAGAUAAAUUGUUAUUCAUUUCAACUAUAAUGGCUCUGCAAAAUGUAUUUUUUAAUUGGAACAGGAUUUUGUGUAGUUUUGAAUCACUAGCAUCUAUACAGAAAAAACUUUUACAUUGUACUUUUGUUAAUAUGAGAGAUGUUGUGGACAGAAAAGAAAUGCUUCGUUCACUUCCAAAACUUGAUGAAGGUACAGCAGGUGAAAAAUCUGAAGAAAUGGAUUUAUUACUCAGAGACAAGCACAGUAUGUUUCCUACCAAAGAUACUACCAAUCAAUUGUUCAAUGGAAUAAGAUUUCGUGAUUUGCCUAUUUUCAACAUUAAGUCGUCUCCUAAUAACACAAUAAUUACUCUAACAAAUAGUAAAGGAGAAGCUCAAAUGCUUAGAUCAUGUGGUAUUGAGGGUUUCAAAAAUACUAGGAAGGGAACAAAUAUAGCUGCUCAAGCUACUGCUAUAACCAUAGGAACGAAAGCAUAUAACAAAGGGAUAAAAACAGUGAGGGUACGAGUUAGAGGUAUUGGACCUGGACGAAUGUCUUCAAUCAAAGGUCUUCAAAUGGCAGGUCUGCAAGUUGUUUCAAUUACUGAUAAUACACCAGUGUCUUGGAAUCCACCACGACCUAGAAAACAAAGGAAACUGUAAAUAGUAAUUCUUAGUAAAUGAACAAUGAUUAUUGAA
Molecule: messenger RNA, 720 nt
Organism: Harmonia axyridis
Lineage: Eukaryota; Metazoa; Arthropoda; Insecta; Coleoptera; Coccinellidae
Gene: mRpS11
Product: 28S ribosomal protein S11, mitochondrial
Exons: 5
Coding region: 73-684 (203 amino acids)
Biological process (GO): maturation of SSU-rRNA from tricistronic rRNA transcript (SSU-rRNA, 5.8S rRNA, LSU-rRNA); translation; ribosomal small subunit assembly
Cellular component (GO): mitochondrial small ribosomal subunit; ribosome
Molecular function (GO): mRNA 5'-UTR binding; small ribosomal subunit rRNA binding; structural constituent of ribosome
Source: RefSeq, a predicted model, not a curated record